AUGGCGAUGCAUGUUGAUGAACUAGGAUCCUGGGAGAAGGGGCUGAUGCGGGACCGGGUCGGGGAGAACCAGCUGAACCUGGGCCGUCCUGCUGCCUUGGAGAGUAAGGAGACGCUCCGUGCAGGGACUCGUCCGGCCGACACGGCCAGCACCCCGGCAGAGCCCCCACUGGCCGGGGACAGGGCGACCACUGCCCACUCUCUCGGUGACUGCGCCGAGCACUCGGUCUCCGCCGUCACAGUCGCGGCGAACCGGUGCCGCGCCCUCGGCAACCACGGGGAGGUGAAUGUGAGGGCCAGAGAAGACCCGCCCAGCAUCUGGCUCUCCAGGCUGCAGAAACGCACCCCCACCCCAUGUCAGUGCCAGCACCGGGAACUCCUGGGCUGGCAAUUACGACCGCGGCGGGACGGUGAUUGGCCAGCCCGCCUCUCAUCGGGGCCCCCCGGCCAAUUGGGCGGCCACCCGGCCGAGGCCCCGCCCCCGCCCUCCUCCCCCGGCCCGGGCGGCCCGGGCGCGCUGGGCCUCGGUCCCCGGCCGCCCCCCGGGCCCGGGCCGCCCUACGCGCUGGGCUGCGGCGGCGCGACGCGCUGGUACCCUCGGGCGCACGGCGGCUACGGAGGCGGCCUCAGUCCGGACACUAGCGACCGGGACUCACCGGAGACCGGCGAGGAGAUGGGCCGCGCCGAGGGCGCCUGGCAGCGGGGCCCCGGGCCGGGAGCGGUGCAGCGAGAGGCAGCCGAGCUGGCGACGCGGGGCCCGGCGGCCGGCGCGGAAGAGGCGGUGGAGCUGGCGGAGGCCCCCGCCGUGGCGGGACGCCUCGUCCGCGUGCCGGUGCUCUACCACGAGAGCCCCCCGGCCGGGGCGACCGGGCCCCCGGCCACCGCCGCGCUGCCCUUCCCGCUGGCGCCCGCCGCGCCCGCGCCGCCCCCGCCGCUGCUUGGUUUCUCCGGGGCCCUCGCUUACCCGCUGGCCGCCUUCCCGGCAGCUGCUUCCGUGCCCUUCCUGCGGGCGCAGAUGCCCGGCCUUGUGUGAGCCCCACCCACUGGGCCCUCUCCCUGGUGCUGCUGGGGACCCCUAGGGCGGCCUAGGGAAAGCUGGGGAAGGGCCAGGCGCUCCUAGGGCCCCUCUGUGCCUGAUCACAGGCUGCCGUGCUGGCCAGAGCCCUGUCUGAAGCUCGUUCAGAGAUGUCUUCACUGUGGCACCCAGACAGGCUGGACCCCUGGCAGGGAAGAGGGCAUCCCAGAGAGACUGUGCACCAGGCAGCCCAGAGGCCCCGCAGGACAGGCCUCCACUGGGGAGCAAGUUGAGCCAGCCCCGCUGCAGCCAGCGAGCACCCAGGCCCAGUGCCCCGCAAAGGCAAACAGGCUGUCCAAGGUGCUUCAAGGUGACCACUCCCCAACACGGCCCCCACCCAACAUACUCGUCCCUUCCCAGGACUGCGCCGGACCCCGGACAGCAGGCCUCCGGAGGACUGUGACCAGCCUCAGGGCCUUGCCAGCGGGCCCCGCAGAGGGAGAACCCCAGGGAGAGCGCCCCUGUGCAGGGGAAGGGGCGAAGACCCGGCUGGUGGCACUUGCGUCAGCGUCCCUUCUGCAGACAGGGCUGGACUGGGGCUUCUCUCCUGGGACCUGGCCUCCAGUUCUUUUGAGGAAGACUUUUUUAAACAUGAAUCUACUUAUUUGCGUAUGGAAUAAAAGGGACA
This is a messenger RNA of Ailuropoda melanoleuca (giant panda), 1702 nucleotides long. RefSeq names its product H6 family homeobox 1 (gene HMX1). NCBI's taxonomy places the organism in Eukaryota, Metazoa, Chordata, Mammalia, Carnivora, Ursidae. The record is from RefSeq and is a predicted model, not a curated record.